Messenger RNA from Aspergillus affinis, 2727 nucleotides. Its product is annotated as chloride channel protein. Gene Ontology annotation, molecular function: voltage-gated chloride channel activity. The transcript has 8 exons. Lineage: Eukaryota; Fungi; Ascomycota; Eurotiomycetes; Eurotiales; Aspergillaceae. Bases 1 to 2727 code for a protein of 908 amino acids. Gene Ontology annotation, cellular component: Golgi apparatus; membrane; early endosome. Gene Ontology annotation, biological process: chloride transport; transmembrane transport. The record is from RefSeq and is a predicted model, not a curated record.
AUGUGGCGCAGCCCCACAUGCGCUGCAGUCACCGCCUUUCUUUCUAUCGGCCGGUUCAGGGAUAAGGGCCUCUUCGUCUUCUGCUAUGAGGACUUCGAUUCAUGUGCGCGAUACGCUAUGUCUAUGAUGCAACCCGACCAUGAAAACAACGACCAGUACCCGUACACGCAACAGCCGCACGAUCCAAGACAAUCUCCGAGUGGAUACCGUGAUGGUGGCAUAGUUUCACCGGAUUCCCACGAUUCGAGUGACCCGCUGCCAGGGACAUGGAACGAACCAAUCUCCUUCAAGCGCAAACCAAAACAUCAGCCCGCUUUCAGUUUGUCGAAGAUAUUCACAGGCAGCGAUGCUUCCGCCUCUCGGAAUCAACAACUGCCAGGCGGUACCUCGUCGUCAAGACGUGCCUCGAUCGGUGGUAACGAGAACCUGAAUACACAGAAAGACGGUGGUCUACUCGAUUGGUAUAUCGAAGGACCCGGACGGCGGGUAGGCUACGAUGAUCUCACGGCGAUCGAUUGGAUCUUCGAAUACUCCAAAGAACGACAACGGAAGAGGGUACUUUAUUCCAGCGGCCAGGGGAUCACAGGAUACGUUCAGAAGCUCAUCAAUGCGGGCAAUAUCUGGAUUGUGUUGAUCGCUACGGGAGUUUCAGUUGGGAUCAUUGCAGCUUGCAUUGAUAUCACAAGCAAUUGGCUGGGAGAUAUCAAAACUGGCUAUUGCAGAAACGGCUCAGGAGGAGGGAAGUUCUACUUGAACCGGGAUUUUUGCUGCUGGGGGCAUGAUGACCUGUCGAAAUGUAUAGAUUGGACACCAUGGGGGAAAGCGUUCGGGGUUACCUCCAAGGGUGGAGGUUUUGCAGUUGAAUAUAUUUUCUAUAUCCUUUACUCUGUGUUAUUUGCUGUUUGUGCUAGCCUCUUGGUCAGGUCUUAUGCAAUCUAUGCAAGACAUAGUGGAAUCCCCGAGAUCAAGACGGUUCUUGGUGGCUUUGUGAUCAAGCAUUUCAUGGGAGCCUGGACUCUUGCCAUCAAGUCCAUAGGUCUUUGCUUAUCCGUGGCUUCUGGUAUGUGGUUGGGCAAAGAAGGCCCGCUUGUUCAUGUUGCGUGUUGCUGUGCCAAUGUGUUGAUGAGACCCUUCGAAAGCCUCAACAACAAUGAAGCGAGGAAGCGUGAAGUUCUGUCAGCCGCUGCAGCUGCAGGGGUCUCUGUUGCCUUUGGAGCGCCUAUCGGUGGCGUUCUGUUCAGUCUGGAACAACUGUCAUACUACUUCCCGGACAAGACGAUGUGGCAAAGUUUUGUAUGUGCUAUGAUCGCUGCAGUUACCUUACAAGCGAUCAACCCGUUCCGAACAGGAAACAUUGUUCUUUACGAGGUCACCUAUACACGCGGCUGGCAUCGCUUUGAAAUGAUACCAUUCAUUAUACUUGGCAUAGUAGGUGGGCUAUAUGGUGCAUUCCUAAUUCGGCUGAAUUUGAAAGUUGCGAGAUGGCGACGGACUCGGGGCUGGUCAUACCCUGUCGUCGAAGUGUUUGCCAUAGCCCUUUUAACGGCCUUGAUCAACUUUCCCAACUUAUUCAUGAGAGCCCAGAACUCGGAGCUCGUCCAUUACCUCUUCGCCGAAUGUGGCACCGGGAAUUCCACCGAUGACUUGUUCGGCCUCUGCAAGACUGGGGCCGUAUCGGUUAGCACAAUAGCUCUUCUGCUCAUGGCCGCCAUUCUUGGCUUCUUUCUGGCCUCGCUGACCUUUGGUCUCGAUAUACCUGCUGGUAUAAUUCUUCCGUCGGUCGCCAUCGGGGCGCUUUACGGACGUGCCAUGGGCACCGCAUUCAAAAUGUGGCAAGAAGCGUACCCGGGUGCCUUCCUCUUUGGACGAUGCGAGCCUGAUAUUCCCUGCGUGACCCCUGGGAUAUAUGCAAUUGUCGGUGCGGCUUCAGCUCUUGGUGGCGCUACAAGAAUGACCGUCUCGAUCGUGGUUAUCAUGUUUGAAUUAACGGGCGCUUUGACUUACGUUAUUCCGAUCAUGAUUGCGGUCAUGUUGUCUAAGUGGUGUGGUGAUAUCUUUGGGAAACGUGGUAUCUAUGAGUCUUGGAUUCACCUGAACGAAUAUCCUUUCAUAGACCACCGCGACGAUACUCCUCCCCCGGAUGUGCCUGCUCAUAGAGUGAUGACAAUGGUCGAUGACCUUACAGCCAUCGUUGCCGUUGGCCAUACCAUUGAUUCUCUUCGCAAUCUUCUCGAUACCACUUCCUACCGUGGCUUUCCCGUCGUCACCGACACAUCGAACCCGAUUCUUCUGGGCUUCAUUUCUCGCAGCGAGCUCUUAUACGCCUUGAAACAUUCCUUAUCGCCGGCGGACCACAAAUAUCCGGGUACGACUCAAGUGCUAUUUGCCCACCAACCAUUCGCGGAUCCGAUGGAAACCCUUGAUCUGCGUCCUUGGAUGGACCAAACGCCUAUAACCCUCAACAGCGGUACCACAUUCUUGAUAGUACUGCAGAUGUUCCAGAGACUUGGUCUCCGUUACGUUUUGUUCUCUAAUAAGGGUGUUCUUCAAGGGCUGCUCACUAAGAAAGAUGUCUGGUCCGUCAUCAACGGGUCAGGCUUCCGUCAAGGUGAAGCUUUAAGGGAACACAACUUCCAUCAGCCACAUGUGGCAGAGGAAGUUGGAUUACUCGAAGGUGACGAUAUGACUAGUCUCACUAGCUCUUUGGAUAGAAGAGAAUCGCUUUAG